Molecule: messenger RNA, 398 nt
Organism: Gongylonema pulchrum
Lineage: Eukaryota; Metazoa; Nematoda; Chromadorea; Rhabditida; Gongylonematidae
Source: the annotation of a GenBank genome assembly
AUGAUUCUGAAACUUUGUGGGCGUAAGCUUGCUAGGUUGUUCGACGGUCCUGAACUUCCUACCUCGCAUGCGGAGCUCAACGUUUACCCGGUGUACUCGAAGACAGGGCGCCGUUAUAUCGCUAAGGUAUCUCCUGGUGGUGGCCUCGAAACAUCGCUGCUUCUCCAGGCGAAAAAAUUACGGGAAAAUGGAACUCUGGAAGACGCAUGUCUACCAAUUCUCGUCCAUCACUGUUAUCAUCACAUGUCAAGUACCAAUUUGCUGGUGAUGGAGUACUGCGAGCACGGCACACUUGAGAAGCUUAUCGUUGCAAAUGGCACUGUACCAAUGCAUCGACAGCACAUAGCCAAAAUUCUACGUGGAGUCGCUACUGCCCUCUUUUUCCUACAUUCGUAACA